AGAUAAGCUGGCUAGCCCGUUUUCCUGUGAUUAAUUCAUCCCAGAUUUCUAUUUAGUAGUUUAUUCAGUUAGCAGCACAGCUGAAACUCCUGAAAAAUGCUAAAUGUGUCUCUGCAGCAUAGAAUGCUGGGAAGCCAGCUAGAGUGAAGGAGCAGCUGAAGCUGGAUCACAUGAAGAGCAGAGGAAGAGAUCAGGGAAACUGCAAUAAACCUGACUUCAGGAUGUUGGAGGAAGAAGAUCCUUUUCUGAAUGUUAAAAGAUCUCUGAAAAAGAGAAUGGUGAAACACAGCACUCCAGUGGACUCAAUGCUUUCAAGAACAAUGCCAUCUCUUACAGAUCUGACAAAUCAGUCAAUUAAGGACCAAGAUGCCACUAAGAGAAUUUAUGGAUCUCCAGUGCCAAAGUCAAAUCUAAGUAGAACAUUAGCUCAAGUAUCAUCAGUACGUGUUGAAGCAUACAUCCCUCGUAUGUCCCCAAAAGAGCUUUCAGCAGCGUUUGACUCACAAGAAUUGAACAAAGAGAUAAACCAAAGCUCUCAGGUUGUAUUUUCUAGAAGAAGGCUUUCAACAGUGUUGGCCUCUGAUGAAUCAAAUGAAGAACCAAGUGAUGAUGUUGUUGCAAAUGUAGAGACUCAAGCUCCCACCAAAUCAUCUGAGGAGGCUACAGUAACUUCCAAGAGUGGACCUUCACGGCUUGUUACUGGAAUACCAGGGAUAAAAGAUCUGCCAAUAGUAAAAAGCAGAAAGAAGAAAAUUGAUAAAGCUCUUGUGAGGAAGAAACAAAGAGAAUGGCUUCUUCGACAACUUAAAAACAUUCAGGAAGCAACUGAACAUGAACUGACAAUUGAAGAAGCUUGAUUUAACUACUUAUGGAAUUAGUGCUAUCACAUUCCGCUUGUGGGAACAGCUGGUUCAGAUAAAUUGCACACCUAACUAAAGUGCCUGUUAAACUCACUCUUUCAUUCCAAAGUGUUCUUUUUGUUUGUUCAUUUUGUGAUUAUUUCUGUCUCUUAAAUCUAGGAAGAGUUGGGUACAAAUUAAGAAGUGCCUGUCCAUAAGAGCCAAUGUUCAUUUAUAAUAGUUGAAAGCCUGGAACAAGGAAGGGAAGGAGAACUUUAUCUAAGAAUCAUUCUUCAUCAUGCCACAGCUCUUUCAAACUAUACUCUUUUGUGUAGUGUUCAAAUCUUCUAGGAUUGCUGACAUUCCUUAAGUGACAAAGUCCUAGUGGCCACACAUAGUGCAAUCACGGUUAGCUAAAGGAGAAUCUCCUCAUCUAAAGAGUAAUCAAAACUGAUGCAAUAGGGAAUGUUUUUGCUGCUAGCUGAGGAGAUGAGGAAAUAGUUAGAGGCACCAAGGAGGGAGGCCAGCCUCUAGAGAUUACUAAUUCAUGACAGUUUGUUUUGAAGUUUUGGUUCAAAAUUAUUUUGCCACUGCCUCUGAUGGUAAAUGCACUUUUCUGAUGCAUUGAAGGUCCCUAAUGCUCAGCUGUGUGUUUUGAGGGGGUAUGGGUUUUCUGUUUUUCUCUGGAGCUGCUGCAUGCAGGGGGAAGAAGGGUAUCUCCUUCACAGCUGUGUUAGUAAAAUAGCAAUUCAGCUCAUAGCAGCUCUUUCUGAAGCACCAGUCAAGAAGUGAUGCAAAAAGCAUAGUGCUCAUCUUAGUUCCUGCUACUGUCUGUUACUUACUCUUUAGGCAGAGUUUAGUGUUUGCAAAGUGAUCUUCGGUAUGUCAGCAGCAGGCACUCGGAACAGAUUUACCACAUGUGCACACGUAGUAUUAUACUUGCGUGGCUCUAGCAUAUGUGCUUUCCCGGCCAUUCUGGUUUUGCAGCCUGUCCUCUGCACUACCUAAUUACCCCAAAGGGGAGCAUCCCUGUUCAAACAAAACUGCAAAUUAAGGACAGAGGCAAGGGAAGUUUUUCCAUUUCCUUUUCAUACACUGAACUUGUAAUAUCUCAUGUCCAAGAUGGCAGAGAAGCCGAAGCAUGGUCCAUGCCAAUGUUAUGAAACAGGCUAACCAAUAGCAGCUGUGUUAUGCUCAAAAAUGCAAAUGGAGUUGUGGUUUUACAAACUCUCUCAGGAUUUAAAAGGAAUCAGGAUGAUUUUGCUAAUGAUUCCUGAAGUGAAAUUUCAGAGUUUCUCAGUAGAACAGCCUUGUCCUCAGACCUGGCUUUCUGCGGUAGCCAGGCAGUGGGGUGAUGUCUCCUCUCAGGUCAACAGCAAAAGCACACUCACAUGGUUUGAUGUUUAGUUAGUGUAGUGUUCUGGUAUUUGUUUGUGUGUGUUACCCAGGCUGCUUGUCUGGCCCUCACAGGUUCCUCUGGCAACCAGGGAGCUCCUGGCUGAUGUAAAUCCCAAGCUGCUUUUGAGAUAAAAUAGGCAUGGUUGCAGAUGUGCAGCUAUUCCCCUUGAGCUUGAAGGCAUUUCAUCAGCAUCUAUGAUUUGUGCCAGGGGCUGAACUAAGAUCAGGCAAGUGCAAGGUUAGCAUAAAAUCCUCCUCUACUCCUAGGACAAGUACAUAUUAGUCUGGCCACAUGACCUGAUGCUUAAUCCAAAUGACCCAGUUCUGUCUUGUUUAUUUGUACCUUCCCAGAUAGCCAGUUACUCUUGUUCCUUCUUCAGGCUUCUCAUCCUGGUCUCAGAAAGUCUUGAUACUGCUUCUGGUUUUCUCUCUACCAAUCACCUCUCAAGGUCAAUCUUGGCUCCUUCUUGAGCCCAUCCAGUUCCUUGAUCUCCAAAUGUCUCCAUCUAAUGUCUUCUCCAAUCUGGCCUCUAGUGGCUUCCUUCCUUAUAAAACAUAGAAGUUUUCUGUCUUCCAUGCCUGGUCUUCACUGCUGAAUUCCUUGUCCAUAUGAUAGAGAAUCACAGAAUGGUUAGGAUUGGAAGGGACCUCUGGAUAUCAUCUAGUCCUACCCACCUGUUAAAGCAGCUUCACCUAGAGCAGAUGACACAGGAAUGUGUCCAGGUGGGUUUUGAAUGUCUCUAGAGAAGGAGGCUCCACCACCUCUCUGGGCAGCCUGUUCCAGCGCUCUGUCACCCUCAAAGUAAAGAACUUUUUCUUCAUAUUCAGAUGUAAACUCCAUUGUUUCAGUCGGUGCCCAUUGCCUCUCAUCCUAUUGUUGGGCACCACUGAAAAGAGUCUGGUCCCAUCCUCUUCACAUCCACCCUUCAGAUAUUUAUAAACAUUUAUAAGAUUCUCUCUCAGCCUUCUCCUCUUCAGGCUGAACAGACACAGCUGUCUCAGUCCUUCCUCAUAAGAAAGAUGCUCCAGAUUCCUAAUCAUCUUUGUAGCCCUCCUCUGGACUCCCUCCAGUAAUUCCUUGUCCUUCUUAAACUGGGGCUCCCAGAACUGGAUGCAGUACUCCAGAUGCAGCAGAGUAGAGUGGGAGGAUAGCCUCCCUCAACAUCCUGGUCACGCUUCCUAACGCAGCCCAGGAUGCCAUUGGCCUACUUAGCCAUAAGGGCACACUGCUGGCUCAUAGUCAACCUGUUGUUCACCAGAACUCCCAGUUCCUUCUCUGAAAUGCUGCUUUCCAGCAGGUCAACCCCUAACCUGUGCUGAUGCAUAGGGUUAUUCCUUCCUAGGUACAGGAACCCUACAUUUGCUUUUGUUGAAUUUAAUUAGGUUCUUCUCUGCCCAGUACUCUAGCCUAUCUAGAUCUUGCUGAAUAGCAGCACAGGCUUCUGGUGUAUCAACCAUUCCUCCCAGUUUUGUAUGACCAACAGACUUGCUGACAGCCUCUGAUACCUGAUGUCAGUCUUCUGCCAAAAAUCAGACUCAGCUGUUGUAUCCCUAAGUGCCUUUGUCUGCUUAGUAUGACCAAGUUAAUGAUGCUAGGCCAAAUGGAAAGGUUAUUAAAGGCCAACUGGGCCAAGUUCCAGCCCUUAGGAGGCCAUAGAUGUAGUUGCUGGGAAAGUCCUUCUCAGGACCUGCUUCAGGCUACAUUGAAUGUAAGAGGAAUCUGGGGAAUAUGGCUGCUUAUAAUCUAAGAAAUCUUUGGGUUUAUGCCAAGUGCAUCCCCAAACUUUCGAAGAUUAAGAACAGCAAAUGGUGGGAAAGUUUUCCAGAAAACAGGGCUGCCACCCUGCCAGAUUCAUGGUAUUAGUUGGUUCCAAUGAAAUCCCAGAGCCUUUCCUCAGUGGAGUGAAAAAAAUUGAUGUUAGUGGUAGCAUAGAAUUGACUUUGACUGGGUCUUUGCAGGUCAUGAAGCUGUAUCACGCAGACAGAUGCACAAAACUAAGGGCUAUCAGUAUUUUGGAAACCACUUCUAUUCCUUGUCUUUGGAGUGUUUAUAAAGAAAUACAGAAGACUGUAUAGCAUCCAUCUCCCACUAAUUUAGGUCCCCAUGAAUUUGCAAAAGUCACAAUAUUGCUCUGGUAGCAUUUCAUGAGAAAAUAUUAAUAGAAUUAAUUGGUGCUUCAGGGGUUUUCUGAAAUGUGUCUGAUACGACAUCAACAGUAUUAUAUUAGGUUGGUGCAAAAGUACUUCUGGGUUUGGAUAAUGAAUUUUAAAUCAUUAUAAUUAGGCUCAAACACACCUUUAUUAAUCAAAGUAGUAACCAUUACAGUCAAUACAUUUUUGCCAACAAGAAAUGUUUGUUUAUUCCAGUACUGUGAAAGUCCAUGCUUCAGGGUAUGACAAACUAUUGGAAAGCAUUUUCUGCAUCCUGCUGGUUGUGGAAGCAUUUUGCCUGCAAAAAAGUGAUCGAGAUGCUUGAAGAAGUGGUAGCUGGCUGGUGAGAAGUCAAGUGAAUAUGGCAGAUGAGGCAAAACUUCAUUUUGUCAACUUUUGAAGCACUGGUUGUGUGACUUGUGGUUGGGCAUUGUUGUGGAGAAGAACUGGGCCCUUUCUGUUGACCAAUGACAGCUGCAGGCAUUGCGGUUUUCAGUGCAUCUCAUCGAUUUGCUGAGCAGACUUCUCAGAUGUAAUGGCUUCGCUGGGAUUCAGAAAGCUGUAGUGGAUCAGAGAAGCAGCACACCACCAAACAGUGACCGUGACCUUUUUUGGUCCAAGUUUGGCUUUGGGAAGUGCUUUAGAUGUUCUUCUCAGUCCAACCACUGAGGUGGUGGCCACCAGUUGUCAUAUAAAGUCCACUUUUCAUCAAUGUCACAAUUUGAUCGAGAAUUGGUUAAUGUGGUGUUUGUUUGUGGUUUUUUUUUUUUUCGUAGAAUAAGAGAAAACCACACUUUAAAAUGACUAUUUUUUAUUUUCAGCCACCUUAUGAAGCACCCACUUACCAAGCUUUUUCACCUUUUCAAUUUGCUUCAUGCAUGGUCAAUGUUGAGUUCUUCAGCAACUUCUCAUGUAGUUGUAAGAGGAUCAGCUUUGCUGAUUAUUCUCAAUUGAUCGUUGUCAACUUCUGAUGGCCAGCCACUAUGCUUCUCAUCUUCAAGGCUCUCAUCUCCUUUGGAAAAUUUCUUGAACCACCACUGUACUGUACGUUCAUUAGCAGUUCCUGGGCCAAAUAUGUCACUGAUGGUCUGAGUUGUCUCUGUUGCUUUAUGACCCAUUUUGAACUCAAAUUAAAAAAUUGCUCAAAUUUG
Molecule: messenger RNA, 5539 nt
Organism: Columba livia (rock pigeon)
Lineage: Eukaryota; Metazoa; Chordata; Aves; Columbiformes; Columbidae
Gene: SYSRN
Product: coiled-coil domain containing 201
Exons: 3
Coding region: 171-857 (228 amino acids)
Source: RefSeq, a predicted model, not a curated record